Messenger RNA from Pelagomonas calceolata, 1479 nucleotides. NCBI's taxonomy places the organism in Eukaryota, Pelagophyceae, Pelagomonadales, Pelagomonadaceae. The record is from the annotation of a GenBank genome assembly.
GCCUCACUCGGCGCUUGUCUUUUUGCGCUUGGACCACUGGCAUCCGUGGAUAUAACGCAUCAUUUCAGGUAGCUGCAAUAAGUGCUGCGCUCUGCCAGAGCGAGGGAACAUCAAUCGCGCCGUCUUGAGAGCUUUGCUAGCUUUGCUCUCAGACAGCUUCACAGCAGCAGCCGCCAUCGACGCGAGGCAAAGAGAUAAUGGCCGCGCACCAGCUGACGACAGCCCGCGCCCCGCCCGAGCCCGAGUUCGUGCUCCGCGGCCACUCGCACGCCGUCACGGCGCUGCGCUUCCUCGACGAGCACAGACUGGUCUCGGGCGACGUGGGCGGGCAUUGCUUGCUCUGGAACCUCGCGACGCGGCGCCCCGUCCAAAACUGGGCCGCGGCGCCGCUCGGCGUCCUCGAGGUGCACGACCACGCCGGCGGCUUAUUAACGCAGACGCGCGACGGGAGAAUACGGCUCUGGGACCUGGAGAAUUUAGCAGAGCCGACGACGACGCUCGCGACGAACUCCUUUUUCUUCGCGCGCUGCGCGACCGUCGGACAUAGUGAAGACUACGCGGCGCCUCCUAUCAUAUCGACGUCGCAACCAAGGCCGCCACGCACAAAGGCGGAGAGCGGCAUUGGUGCCCAACUAGCCUCCGACGACGACGAGGAGGAGGAAACGCCACCACCAGCAAAGCGCUGGUGCGAUCACGAAGGCCACGCGCGGCAUUUGGUGCUCGCGCCGACGGAGCCGCCCGAGGCUACGCUGCUCUGGGACACGCGCCAAUCACAACCCGCGUUGAAGCUCGCGCCCGACGCCGGCGACCGGACGUUGGUACGGAAGGGCGACGCCUCCGUGCUGGGCAACGCGAUGGCGAUGCGGCUCUGGCUCCCGCAAACGCAACCGUCCUCAAAACCGCCAUUAGCAUUGGUGGGCCACGAGAACGGACGUAUAUUGGCCUGGGACCUGGCCAUGCCCGUGCCCCAAAUCUGCGCGAAGACGCCUCAAAAUGCUUUCAAGUCGCCGAACGUCGCGCUCGAUAUUAAUGAAGAAGGCACGCUGCUCUUCGCGGGCGGCGUCGAAUCAAAAGCGCAGGCGUUUCGCGUCGAGCCCGGGUUGCUGAAGCCCCACGGGUCCCUCGACGUGACUUGUGGAGCUGUGAACGAACUCGACCAGCACCCGGGCGUCGGCCAGCUUGCAUUGAGGGGGGACGGAAAGGUAAUAGCGAGCGCGGGCUGGGACUACCGCGUGCGGCUCUUCUCGGCCAAGUCUUUGAAACGCCUGGCGGUCCUGCGCUACCACGACGCGUCCGUGAACGCGCUCGACUGGUCCAGUGAUUUACUGGCGACGGGCUCCAAGGACACGAAGGUCGCGGUCUGGCGGCUGUCGUUUUGACUUUUGUUUGUUUUUGUUUUCGUGCGUGUCGGCGGCGGCGGCGCGCUCCCGGGCUCUCUCGCGUGGUCGAGGAGCCUUGUGUUUAAGAUUGUCACAUUAA